CUCAACAAUCUGCUGGCUGCCUAUUCUGACAAGACGGCAUUUGCUCAGUGCACCUUUGCCUCUGUGAGGGUAAGGUCAACCUGUCAAACUGUUCAAGGGAGUAACAAAUGGUACAAUAGUGCCGGCCCGAGGACCCCCGGCUUUUGCUGGGACCCAAUAUUCCAGCAGAGGGUCCAGUUGACGUAUGCAGAGAUGGAGUCAGGGGUCAAGAACACCAUCUCCCAUCGCUACAAGGCCUUGUGUGCCCUCAGAGACUAUCUCACUAGCAGGGGAGAGGGAGGAGUGGAGGAGGAGGGAGAGGGAGGUGUGAGGGAGGAUGCAGACACUAAUGCAAAGAGAGCCAAACUUGAGUGA
Molecule: messenger RNA, 354 nt
Organism: Geodia barretti
Lineage: Eukaryota; Metazoa; Porifera; Demospongiae; Tetractinellida; Geodiidae
Source: the annotation of a GenBank genome assembly